Helianthus annuus (common sunflower) is the source of this 868-nucleotide messenger RNA. RefSeq names its product putative 12-oxophytodienoate reductase 11. Gene Ontology annotation, molecular function: FMN binding; oxidoreductase activity. The record is from RefSeq and is a predicted model, not a curated record. The coding region runs from base 71 to 868 and encodes 265 amino acids. Lineage: Eukaryota; Viridiplantae; Streptophyta; Magnoliopsida; Asterales; Asteraceae. The transcript has 5 exons.
UCAGGCAUCUUUAAGAAGAACUUACUUCAGUCUUAUUUCUGAUCUCAAAAUCUUUCAAGAAGUUUUAACAAUGGCGAACAAAGAAGGUGAAAUCUCUCUUCUGACCCCGUACAAAAUGGGGAAAUUUGAGCUUUCUCACAGAGUUGUUUUGGCACCCCUAACAAGGCAAAGAUGCUUGGGCUAUGUCCCUCAGCCACCCAUGAUCUUAUAUUAUUCACAAAGAACAUCCAAAGGCGGGUUUCUUAUUGCUGAAGCUGCUGGUGUCUCUGACAUUUCCCAAACGUCUCCGGAGAUGCCAGGCAUAUGGACUAAAGAACAAGUAGAGGGCUGGAAACCUAUUGUGGAUGCGGUUCAUGCAAAAGGAGGAAUGUUUUUCUGUCAGCUAAUUCAUGUUGGAAGGGUUUUAGAUACAGUGCCAAACGGGAAAUCCCCUGUGUCUUCCUCAAACAAAAAACUAGCAUAUCAACAACGAUCUCCGAAGAAGCUAACAACACAAGAGAUUACGCUUGUUGUUGAUGAUUUCAGAGUUGCUGCAAGAAAUGCAAUUGAAGCUGGUUUUGAUGGGGUUGAGAUUCAUGGGGCUCAUGGCUAUCUAAUCGACCAAUUUUUGAAAGAUGAGAUUAAUGACAGAACAGACGAAUACGGUGGUUCUCUAGAGAACCGUUGUAGAUUUGCUCUUGAAGUAGUUGAUGCUGUUGUGAAGGAGAUUGGAGGAGAUAAAGUUGGCAUAAGAUUAUCCCCAUUUGCAAACUACUCGGAAUCAGGUGACUCAAAUCCGGAAACUUUAGGUCUUUACAUGGCUGAAUCUUUGAAUGAGUUCAAGAUUCUUUACUGCCAUAUGGUGGAACCUAGGAUGAAAUCAGUGUAG